This is a messenger RNA of Paramecium tetraurelia, 504 nucleotides long. RefSeq lists its product as uncharacterized. The record is from RefSeq and is a predicted model, not a curated record. The transcript has 3 exons. NCBI's taxonomy places the organism in Eukaryota, Ciliophora, Oligohymenophorea, Peniculida, Parameciidae.
AUGUAAGCCUAAGCUCAAUUAAAGUGGAGUGAUUUGUAAAAAGAUGAGAAAGAGAAUAUCCUUAGAAAUAAUGAUGAAUAACCUAAGCUGGCAUAUUUAGAAGAUAAUGUUAAGAAAGUGAAUAGAAUCAGAUUCACUUAAGGUCCCAAUAAAUUAUAAAAGUUUAUGAUCGGUUUAUGUGAUAAGAGAAUUCGAUAGGAAAGAGGAAUGAUAUUCUAGGAUAAGUCAUUUGUUGGACAUGGCACAUAUCUCCUUUAUUCUGUGGAUAGCUAUAAUUCAUGUAAGACUAUAAUUAAUGAAAAGAGCAACUAUAAUGAAGGAGGGUUUGUAUUACAUCCAAAUGAGGAAGAGGAAGUUUCAUUCGAUUUGGAGCAAAGAAUAUUGAAAAUAGUAGAUGUCAAGAAACCAGAGAGAAAAGUAGAGUUUAAAACAGAACAUCAUAACCUAGACGACUUGCAUCUUUGUGUAGUAAUACUGGAAGGGGAACUGACAUUUCAGAUAUGA